AUGCCGGUGCGCCGGGGCCAUGUGGCCCCCCAAAACACCUACCUGGACACCAUCAUUCGCAAAUUUGAAGGACAAAACCGCAAGUUCCUCAUUGCCAACGCCCAGAUGGAGAACUGUGCCAUCAUCUACUGCAACGACGGCUUCUGCGAGAUGUUCGGCUACUCCCGCGUGGAGGUGAUGCAGCAGCCCUGCACCUGCGACUUCCUCACGGGCCCUGACACCACCAAGAGCUCCAUUGCCCAGCUCACCCAGGCCCUGCUGGGCUCCGAGGAGUGCAAGCUCGAGAUCCUCUACUACCGCAAAGACACAUCGUGUUUCCGCUGCCUGGUGGAUGUGGUGCCUGUGAAGAACGAGGAAGGCGUCGUCAUCAUGUUCAUCCUCAACUUCGAGGAUCUGGCCCAGCUGAUCGCCAAGAGCACCGGGCGGAGCCUGCACCAGCGCCUGUCGCACAGCUGGAACAAAGAGGCUUCCCACGUCAAACCCAACCCCCCGAACUCCACAUCGGACUCGGACCUCAUGAAGUACAGGACCAUCAGCCAGAUCCCCCAGUUCACCCUCAACUUUGUGGAGUUCAACCUGGAGAAGCAUCGCUCAGGCUCCACCACAGAGAUCGAGAUAAUUGCUCCCCACAAGGUGAUGGAGCGCACCCAGAACGUCACCGAGAAGGUCACACAGGUGCUGUCCCUGGGCGCUGACGUCCUUCCCGAGUACAAGCUACAGGCGCCGCGCAUCCAUCGAUGGACCAUCCUGCACUACAGCCCCUUCAAGGCCGUGUGGGACUGGCUCAUCCUCCUGCUGGUCAUCUACACAGCCGUCUUCACCCCCUACUCAGCCGCCUUCCUGCUCAACGAGGAGCAGGUGGAGGAGAAGCGCUGGGACUGCAGCUACUCCUGCGACCCGCUCAACAUCAUUGACCUCAUCGUGGACAUCAUGUUCAUCGUGGACAUUGUCAUCAACUUCCGCACCACCUACGUCAACAUCAACGACGAGGUGGUGAGCCACCCCGGCAAGAUCGCCAUUCAUUACUUCAAGGGGUGGUUCCUCAUCGACAUGGUGGCUGCCAUCCCCUUCGACCUGCUCAUCUUCCGCUCUGGCUCUGAUGAGACCACCACCCUCAUUGGCCUCCUGAAGACUGCCCGGCUGCUGCGCCUGGUGCGCGUGGCGCGGAAGCUGGACCGGUACUCGGAGUACGGAGCAGCCGUGCUCUUCCUGCUCAUGUGCACCUUCGCCCUCAUCGCCCACUGGCUGGCCUGCAUCUGGUAUGCCAUUGGCAACGUGGAGCGGCCCUACAUGGAGCACAAGAUUGGCUGGCUGGACAACCUGGGUGACCAGAUUGGCAAGCGCUACAACGACAGCGACCUCUCCUCUGGCCCGUCCAUCAAGGAUAAAUAUGUCACUGCCCUCUACUUCACCUUCAGCAGCCUCACCAGCGUGGGCUUUGGCAAUGUCUCGCCCAACACCAACUCCGAGAAGAUCUUCUCCAUCUGUGUCAUGCUCAUUGGCUCUCUGAUGUACGCCAGUAUCUUCGGCAACGUCUCAGCCAUCAUCCAGCGCCUCUACUCAGGCACAGCUCGCUACCACACGCAGAUGCUGCGGGUCAAGGAGUUCAUUCGCUUCCACCAGAUCCCCAACCCCCUGCGCCAGCGCCUGGAGGAGUAUUUCCAGCAUGCCUGGUCCUACACCAACGGCAUCGACAUGAACGCGGUGCUGAAGGGCUUCCCUGACUGCCUGCAGGCUGACAUCUGCCUGCACCUGAACCGCACGCUGCUGCAGAACUGCAAAGCGUUCCGGGGAGCCAGCAAGGGCUGCCUGCGUGCCCUGGCCAUGAAGUUCAAGACCACCCAUGCCCCACCUGGAGACACCCUGGUGCACUACGGAGAUGUCCUCACCACGCUCUACUUCAUCUCCCGGGGCUCCAUUGAGAUCCUCAGGGAAGACAUUGUGGUGGCCAUCCUAGGGAAGAACGACAUCUUUGGGGAGCCCAUCAGCCUCUACGCCCGCCCAGGGAAGUCCAACGCUGAUGUGAGGGCCCUGACCUACUGUGACUUGCACAAGAUCCAGCGUGAGGACCUGCUGGAGGUCUUGGACAUGUACCCAGCCUUCUCUGACAACUUCUGGAGCAACCUAGAGAUCACUUUCAACCUACGAGAUGCAGACAGCGUUCCCCGCUCACCCCUCAGCGAGGAGUAUGACUGCACCUACCGCCGGGCUCGCCGCCGCAAGCACUCCCCCUGCCAGCCCAGCAAGCCUGACCCAGACACGGGAAUCUCUGAUGCAGAGCAGUAUCACACCUACUCCGAGCUCACCAACCCGCAGGAGCCGCUGAGUAAGGACCAGUGGGACGACCUGGGCAGCAGCACCUCUCCCUGCUCUCAGGCCAGUGAUGAUGAGGCCAAGACUGGCAGCCCUGUGAAAGCUGAGCCCUUCCCCACACCCAAAAAGGAUGACUUGGCUCUGCCCUCGCUCAGCCUCAUCACCACCAGCGCUGGCAACACGGAGGUUGGCAAGCAGGCAGCAGAGAGCAGCCAGUCCUACACAGCCACUCCCCUGGAUAUUCCCAACAUGUUCACCUUCUGGGAGGACCGGCAGGCAGCGCACCCUGCAGAGCCCCUGCAGCACAUCUCGCUGGUGCACAGCUCGCAGGACGUGCCCCUGCACAGCGACUGCAGGCCAGGGCACAUCGAGUCCAGGCUGGAGCUCCUGCAGGCCCAGCUCAGCAGGCUGGAGUCCAGGAUGUCGUCAGACAUUCAUGUAAUCCUGCAGCUCCUGCAGCGCCAGCUGUCCCAAGUGCCACCGGCGUACAGCCCCAUCUCGCCCAGCUCCCAGAGCCUGGCCAUGUACGGCAUCGUCCCGCGGAGCCUGGAGCCGCUCGCCCCCUGUGCACCUCUGCAGGACCAGGAGCUGCCCACCCAGGAGCAGAGCCCGAGCUACACGGAGGUAGAAAAGUUCCACUUGAAAUCCAGGGACUCCUUGUCAAGUGGGAUGCAGCUGUCUGUGUCAUCUGACAAAACUCUGACCGUCUACUCCGAGCAGGAGCACCACUCCCCACCUCUCCCGAGCCCAGAGCCUCCCCACCAAAGGGCACCAAACACCCAGGGACUCUCGCGGGGCUCUCGUUUCCCUUCCCUCCCUGAGCACUUGGAGGCAUCUUCCGAGCACCAGGACAUUCAGAGACACCUCUCCGACCCCGUGCUUCCUGCAAGUUAGAGACGUGGGGGCGAGUCAAGAGGAACCUCAACUGCAAGCCCGGCCAGUUGAUGUUGAUUUUGACUGCAAGGGUAAGACAUUGGACGAUGCCAUUGGCUCAGGGUAUAAUUUGUAGCUAUCUUCUGCCACCGUGACAGGAAGUAUAGAGUGGCUGGCUUCCAAGGUCAACGUUUUCCAGCGGUUCCCAUAGAGUAGAUUUCAUUUGCACAUUAGAGUGAACCUAGAACAGUUCUUACAGCCACCACCGAGCUGGUUAGGCCACCUCCUAGGCCACCACCUCCUCCUUGCCAAGGCUUCUUCUCGAGAAGGGCACAAGCCAAGCGAGCCACAGCAACCACGGGGGAGCAAAUCCAGGGCUCUGUGAGGCUGCUGUUCUGGAAACUUCUGGAGCAGGGACCACUGUGUUGGUACAAGGCUCGGCCCAGCAGAGCCCGCAGGUAUUUCAGAAGGGUGGUCACCAGAGGAGGAGUGUGAGAUCUCCACAGUUCAGGGGAAAGUGCAGGUGACAAGCCAAGGACAAGGACAGAAGCUUGUCCUACUUGAUUGCCACUGAGAAGUGAAGGGCCAACAGCCCCUGCCACCUCAGCCUGCUUCAGCACGAGUCCCAGAGCACUGACUUCUCCAGCAAGGCCGAUCACACCUUGCAAACCCCAACACGCAUCCCCACGGCUCCCCAGGUAAAGCCAACUCGUCACCGGCCUGGGCAUAAAGCACAAAAUUCAAAAGCACAAUCCCAGAAAGCUGAAAAGCCCCAGAGUGUCCAGUGCC
Serinus canaria (Common canary) is the source of this 3975-nucleotide messenger RNA. RefSeq names its product potassium voltage-gated channel subfamily H member 6 (gene KCNH6). Bases 1 to 3207 code for a protein of 1068 amino acids. Gene Ontology annotation, biological process: regulation of heart rate by cardiac conduction; regulation of ventricular cardiac muscle cell membrane repolarization; membrane repolarization during action potential. Gene Ontology annotation, molecular function: inward rectifier potassium channel activity. The transcript has 14 exons. Gene Ontology annotation, cellular component: membrane. Lineage: Eukaryota; Metazoa; Chordata; Aves; Passeriformes; Fringillidae. The record is from RefSeq and is a predicted model, not a curated record.